Molecule: messenger RNA, 4990 nt
Organism: Coregonus sp. 'balchen'
Lineage: Eukaryota; Metazoa; Chordata; Actinopteri; Salmoniformes; Salmonidae
Source: the annotation of a GenBank genome assembly
CAUUGAUGUCUGAUGCAUGGUAUAUGGAACUACCUGUAAAACUGAUUUUAAAAAAGUGUAAUUAUGAUCAUUCUUCUUAGAAGCAUUAACAUAAUACAUGAUCUACAAACUGUUGGACCAGGCUGGGGUACAGUGACAGGGGGCAGGAUGUCCAAUAACAUGGCUAAGAUUGCAGAUGCCCGCAAGACAGUGGAACAGCUGAAACUGGAAGUCAACAUCGAAAGAAUGAUGGUGAGCAAGGAAUGGUUAUUAGGCACAAGAGCUGGAGUAUCUGAAUCUCUUUAUGUUACCAAAAAAGCUGUCCAUUAUCAAUGUACAUUGUAAAUAGAGCACAUUGGCUCCCACUCUCCAAUCUGAUAGCUUUGUCCUUGUUAAUCAUGUGUUCUAUGUGCAGGUGUCCAAAGCAGCGGCUGAUCUGAUGGCCUUCUGUGAGGACCCUCUGGUGACACCAGUGUCAUCCUCUGAGAACCCUUUUCGGGAGAAUAAAUGAUUCUGUGCAAUACUCUAAUCCCCAUACCUUCAAACAAAUUGAAGUUUUUAAAUACAAUAACCCCAAGUUUUGUGUAAUUAUUAACAAUAAUUAAUUGACAGUUCUAAGGACAAAUAAUGAUAAUACAUUGAAGAACACUUGAACAGUUUGGUUUUGUUAGGCCUAGUCAGUGUGAUGAUUUUGUAUUUAAAAAGCUGUAUAUGUAAAUUGAUCUGAUUGACUGAAAUAAAACAUUAUUUACGAUGGGAGCAAAGUUCAUUUGAGGCCUACAAGCCUAGCCUACAUUCUGGGCUCUCCCUUUCAGUACACUGCCCUGACAGUGAGAGAUUACACAUUAACUUAAAUUGCACCUAAGUCGUCCUAAGAACCAGCAAUACUUUACUGUAAAAUACCUAACAUCUAAGAGUUCUGUGAUCCUUUUCAGAGGUUAAACACCAUUAGUGCCAAUAACAGCCCAAUUUCUGUUAUUUUGAAAUUGACAACUUUAACAACAAAAUAGCUAUAUUAUAUUGAGGAUCAAACAGUUCGCAUAUAAAACCAGUAUUUUAUUAUUGAAGUAGGCCUACAUUGCAGGUGCCUCACGUCAUUCCAUUGAUGCAUUACAAUGAUCAAAGAAAAAUAUAUUAAUUAAAUGAAUAGAUAAUCAACAUAAGCAUAUCAUGUGUUAUCCAUUUGUAAUUAGUACCCUGGGGGCUGUGCACCUUGGUCGCAGUCAAGUCAUGCAAAGCAAGCAAGGGCGGUGUCACAUGCUUACCUUACAGAUAGACGAGUAGGUGUGUGCGGACACAGGUACUAGGCCCACUGUUAGUUUUAUAUUCAUCUCAACUAACAGGAUUCACUGAUUUGAGAGGGAGAGGUCGGCCAACUGCGCUGUGACAACGAACAAGGUAUGAGCAUUAAAAAUGGUCUCUGUAUUUUUGUGGUUGUUGUGUAACUUAUUAAUAGUGGAGUAAAAACAUGUUUCUUUCAUGAUUUAUGAAUUAAGGGUUGAAAGUCUAUGGCGUUAACCUGGCAAAGGCCCACGUCAACAAGUCUGAAGGCUACGUUUAUAGGGCCAGACAGAAGAGGAGAAAUUACUCAAUUUAAACUAAAAUCAAUGUUCCUUAGUUUUUAAUUCUGAUGAGAAAAUACAAAUUGACAGAAAAUAAGACUAUAUUCUACGCAAUGUUGAAAUCGAAUGCGAGGCGACCAGUCAAGAAAACCUUGUCUGACAAAUAGCCUACCUACCACUCCUCUUUUAUGUUAAAGAUGCACUCUAAAAUGUUUUUAUCAUUUCAACCAGUUGUUUUGAAAGUGGCGCUCAUGAGCCAAAAGUGGUCCCCGUUUUUUGUGUACUACGUCAUCAAAUUGUGUAUUACAUCAUCCAUUUCGUAAGAUAUGUCACGGCAUGCAAAUGAUUAUUAUUAAAUAUAUUUUUUGCAAUUCAUAUGAUAGGUUAUGAAUCCAAUUCGUACUAUAUAUUAAACAUUUGUUGUGCUUAAGAUCCUGGAGUGCAUCUUUAAGUCAACACACACACACACACCUGAUUCAUAUGUCCUCUGUCGAAACGACAGUAAGUUUUAACCAACCAAAGGUAUGCAAUACAUUACAUGACAAUGAAAGUAACAAAUAUAAAGGAUGGCACUUUAGUCUACUGUAAUGCCUAAUAAACAAAUAACAAACCGGUAUUCACUGCAAGUGACAUCCCACCAGCAUGACUUAAAGGACAAUGAUAUCACCUACAUCACUCACACAGCCAGUUUUCAAACUCUUGUUUUUCAAGUAAAGACAACAGCAAACUGUAGCCUACCUCUCAGCACAUAGUCAACACACUAUUUUUAAUAAGGUACAUUCAUGAUAAUACCAGGUGCCUUUUUAUAGGUUUGCAGUCAAUAUCUCACAAACAAAAUAUUUUAUGACAUAUUUUAACAUCAAUUAUCUGACAUGGCUGGAAACUUCAAACUGGUGUGCAAACUACAGAAUUGUCUUGCCUUGUUCUGCUCUACUAUCCACCUACAGUUUAUUUUUACCCUUCUCUCCUUUGGGACUGCACAAAUUGAUAUGCAUUUUUUAUGAUAUGCAUCUUUGAGAACUGGUAUCUAUCUUGUGGAGGGUCAGAUUAACGAAAGGGCACGCAGAGCACAUGCCCCUGGGGCCCACGACCUCCAGGGGGCCGACAACCCCCUCCAAAAAAGGGCACGUGCCCUGCGUGCCCAUUUGGUAAUCCGGCCCUCAAACCAUUUGUCUUCAACACAUCAUAAGCAAUGGCAAAAUGUGUGGAAUUGCAGGAAAUUAGCUUUAAAACUACCUGGCGGUAGGUGCCCCAGGGCCCCAAAUGCUGUAAUCCGGCCCUGUCCUGGAUGCAUGGGAGGAAAUACCUGUCCUAAAUUGACCUCACAAGAUUAACAAGUACUAUAUUCUGGAUUACUAAUGACUGAAUAGGCCUAUUUUAAAAUAAUUCCAUUUGCAUUGUUUAGUUCAUACACACCUUUUUGCAAAUUGUUUUAAAAGUCGAGUGAAAAUGGUAAAGUUGAUUAAACAAUUAUUUGCCAUGGUACUUACUUUUAUCACAAAACAACUUUCCUAUAAUGUAUUUCACAUUUAAUGCAUACUUCAUAUUUGUCAUUUGUCAGGGUUGACAGGAGGAUGGCCAACUUCAAGGGACAUGCUCUUCCUGGCAGCUGCUUUCUGCUGUUAGGCCUGUGUUGGUCAGUGAAGUACCCUCUCCAACACUGCUGGAGGAGGCGUCAGCCUAAAGGAAGUCAAAAACUGCCCCUGUUCUUUAACAGAAUAGACUUAAUUGAGGGGGCACUCAUGAUUUUCUUUGCCUUUGUGGGUGAGUGUCUUCCCUGGUGCACUUAUUUGGACUGCUCUCUCUUUAAGAUCUUACACUGUGGAAUCUCUCAACCACUGAAUGAUCUGCCAGAGGCUUGCUGUUUGACCCUGAUGUUGUCCUGUCAUUCUGUAGGCAUCAUGGCAGAGCAGUUUGUUCCCGAUGGGCCCCAUACCCACCUGUACAACAGAGAGACCCAGUCCUGGGUGAAGCUGAUGAACUGGCAGCAUGGCACUAUGUACCUCUUCUUCGGCAUCUCUGGAGUUGUUAAAGUCCUCAGUGUGUCAUCGCUUCCAGUCCCACUUGGUCUUGACCGCCUUGCUCUCUCACUGGCUUUUUUUAUUGAAGGUACAGUAUCAAAGGUUGAAUGUUAUUUGUUACAUAUCCAUUACCAGACUAGAGGCGGAUUUUAAUUAGCAGGUAUUCCUACCAUCAGUAUAAUUGUCAUAUUUUUAUUUUUAUUUGCUCUUUGACCUGUAGACACUGAUUAGAUGUUGUCUGCAUAUUGUAUUAAUAUUCUAGGAUGUUCCACUCCCCUCCAGGGUUCCUGUUUUACUUCCAUGUGCACAUGCGCCCUCCUCUGGAUACCCAUAUCCACUCCAUGCUGUUUGUGGCAGUGUUUGGUGUAGCGGCCAGCACCCUGUUAGAGGUGUUCAUGAGAGAUAACAUCGUACUGGAGCUGCUCAGGGCCAGCCUGACCAUCCUGCAAGGCUCCUGGUUCUUUCAGGUAAAACAGUAACCACCACCAAAUGAACCACUAUCAUUUUCAAAUGAGUCAAUCUCAUCACGCUCACACAGAGAAACUGAGCAAAGUGUGUGCUCUUUCAGAUUGGAUUCGUGCUGUACCCAUUAAACGGAGUACAGUGGGAUCUGCAGGCACACGAUAACAUCAUGUUCGUCACCAUGUGCUUCUGCUGGCAUCUAGCUGUGGCCCUGCUGAUCGUUGGCAUCAACUACUGCAUUGGCUGGUGGUGAGCAUCUUCCUUUUUAUCAAUAUUUUUUACAUUUUUAUAUCGCCUCUUUAAUAGGUCAGUUAAACUUCAUAAAAUAAACUAACUCAUUACAUUGACAUAACUUGGGUAAAUUCCCUGCCUGUAUGAGCCAACUCUUAUCCAUGGCUUUUUCUUCUCUGGUCCUAACAGCUGUAUACAAAGAUGUUCAGGAAGAGGAAGUGACAUAGAGAUCAGGAUGAGAAAGACAUCCAGCUCCCAGAAGGCUCUGCUACAGGAGUCAGAUGAAGAUUAGACAGACGAAUCAUGAAGUGUGUACAGUAGUAGAUCACUUAUGGGAUUCUCCACAAUUGUUUGUCUGAAAUUUGAUUAACUGGUUUCUCAGGUUUGUAUCCCUGCUUCUGUGUAUAUUUGUAUUUUGAGUGACAUUAUCUUAUCAAUUAAAUAAUGACAUGCAUUGUCGAGUUCAGAUUCAAGCCAAAUUAAUUGUAAAUAAAAUGAUUUACUGAGCCCUGACAAAUGUAAUGUAAUUCAAAGUAUAAAAGCUAAUAACUGAUUUUCAAGACUGGGGAGGUUGAGGGAAAACAGGGGAGAGAAUUUCAACAUUUCUUCCCUGUUGUGAAACAUUAACAUCGGGGGUGUAUUCAUUAUGUUGUGCAACGGAAAACCAUUUCAAACCAAAAAGAGCAAACGGAACGAAACGGGGAUAGGACCUACCUGAAUUUGGCCAAUAGAAAC